AUGACAUUAUCGAAAGGACUCAGAGACAUGAGUCAGCUAUUUCUGACCUGUCAAUACAGCGAAGAAGGAUAUGGAGAAGCGGAUUUCGGGGAAAAGAGUCGUAAGACAAACUGGAAAGGAGAAUCAGACGGUCGCGAUAAUGAGAAGAAAGAAAAAGCAGUAGCUUGCGAGAAGUUAGAAGACUUAGUAAGAAUGCUGGGACCGCUUUUAAACUGUGGGAUGGGUAGCAUAAAAUAUAGUUUGCUCGUGUAUCACUCGAAAGAAAUUCGAGAUUGCGAGCAUUGGUCGAAAGUUUGCGGUUUUUUCUGCCGCUUUCAUGUAUGUCGGAGGGCUGUCUUACCGAACUAUCGUGCCGCUCUCAAAAGGACGAAUGCUGACACCGAUGAACACUACGGGUUUCUCACUUACUCGGUGACGUGCGGCGCGGCCGGCUUAGCUGCGUUCUUUAUUAUGCACGUUUGCGGACAGCUGAGUAUUUUAAUUGGUAAACUGCAGCAUCUAAAUGAUAUGAAGCCUGAAGAUCGAGCAGUUGCGAUAUUGUUGGCUGAUAUCGUGGAACAUCAGAUAAAAGUAAAGAAUUUUUUGAAACAAGUAGAAGAAGCUAUGCAAUAUAUAUGGUUAGUAGAAAUAGUGGGAUCUACUGUACUUUUAUGUCUUACGGGAUACUACGUUAUUAUGGAAUGGGAACGUAGCGAUUCUACAGCUAUGUUAACUAUGUUUGUAAUACUCACAUCUUUCACUUUUUCCAUUUUUACUAUUUGUUAUGUUGGUCAACUUUUAACAGAUCAGAGUAUAAAAGUUGGAUUGAUGACAUCCAUGACAGAUUGGCAUCGUCUUCCGCAUAAAAGAGCUCGUACUUUAAUUUUGAUAAUAGCAAUUUCCAAUAUUCCAGCAAAAAUUUCUGCUGGCAAAAUGAUCGAAAUGUCUCUACCCACGUUCGGUAACAUUAUCAAAACGUCAAUGGCAUACUUUAAUUUACUCCGGAAAUUUAUUACGUGAUUUUGUCCUUUCGAUGAACUACCUCGAUGAAAUACCUUUCAGGGUUUCAUUGACACAAUAAUACACAUGUAUUGAUCUA
Linepithema humile (Argentine ant) is the source of this 1078-nucleotide messenger RNA. Lineage: Eukaryota; Metazoa; Arthropoda; Insecta; Hymenoptera; Formicidae. The record is from RefSeq and is a predicted model, not a curated record.